Messenger RNA from Leptopilina heterotoma, 315 nucleotides. RefSeq names its product prostatic spermine-binding protein-like. Lineage: Eukaryota; Metazoa; Arthropoda; Insecta; Hymenoptera; Figitidae. Bases 1 to 315 code for a protein of 104 amino acids. The transcript has 2 exons. The record is from RefSeq and is a predicted model, not a curated record.
AUGAGUGAUGAUGACACUAAUGACAUUGAUGACAAAGAGGACAGUGAGGAUGACACUAAUGACACUGAUAACAUUGAUGACAAAGAAAACAGUGAUAAUGACACUGAUGACACUAAUGAGACUGAUAACACUAACGACACUGAUGACACUAAUGGCACUGAUGAUACUAAUGACAUUGAUGAGAUUGAUGACAUUGAUGACAAUGAUGACAAUGAUGACAUUGAUAACAGUGAUGACACUGAUGGGACUGAUGACGCUGAUGACACUGAUAACAGUGAUGCCAAUGAUGAAGAGAUUGAAAAGAGACGAAGGUGA